Scatophagus argus is the source of this 7694-nucleotide messenger RNA. RefSeq names its product myosin-1B-like. NCBI's taxonomy places the organism in Eukaryota, Metazoa, Chordata, Actinopteri, Scatophagidae. The record is from RefSeq and is a predicted model, not a curated record. Gene Ontology annotation, molecular function: actin filament binding; cytoskeletal motor activity; ATP binding. The coding region runs from base 776 to 6577 and encodes 1933 amino acids. The transcript has 38 exons. Gene Ontology annotation, cellular component: myosin complex.
ACCAGAUGCAGAAAUGCAGUCAAACACAAAAGGCUCAGAACACACAAUAAGACGUGUAAAACAGCACCCGAAGCAACCAGACGACACAUCACAAAUUACAACGGAUUUACUCCUAAAUAUGAACCAAAAUCAGGCUUAAUGACAGUUACCACGAGAAACACCUAUAAUAAAUGACAGGCCUUUUUCAGGGAUGCGCUAAAUGUUGCCUGUCAACCCUCCCAACACAAAACCCAGACAGUCGUGUGUGAUCAGCUCUGCUCCCCAGACAGCCAAUACCAGAAUAUCAGCGCCCUAACAGACCUAAUCUUCCCUGAUCCCAGAAAAUGAGGCCCGCCGUGUCGGGUCCAUAAGCCCUCUAAGCUGUCGUCUUUAGCAUUCAUUGCUUUUUAAUGGACAGUCUGAAGGAUUACAAUUCAAACCGUUUAAAAGUGACACAAUACAGCUAUACAUAGACAGUUCAAAAUACAAAAUGGUCAUACUUGACUUUUCCAAGGUGGCGUAGAAGCCAAAUCUCCAAAUAUAGGAGAAGACAGCGGCAUGAAGCAUCCCCGAGCAACGCUUAUAAAAGCUGUUAAAGUCUAGUUAGAGUGAGUGAUGUCUGUGGUGUUCAUCUGAAGCAUUCAUUCAUUCAUUCAUUCAUCUGAGAUAGAUCAUUUUGGCCUGCAGCACUCUGGUAAGUACAAUGCUACUUCCAAUAUUCAAAUCCUGACCAACAUCUGUUGAAUAUUUCUGACCACCAGAUGUUUGUCCUGCUCAUGCAGGGACUGUAGAUAAAAUGAGCGAUGCCGAGAUGGAAAUAUUUGGGGUGGCUGCCCCCUACCUCCGCAAAUCAGAGCGGGAGAGAAUCGCAGCACAAAACAAGCCGUUUGAUGCCAAAACAGCCGUGUUUGUGCCUGAUGCGAAGCAGGAGUACGUGAAGGGAAAAAUCAAAAGCCAAGAUGGCUCAAAGGUCACCGUGGAGACUGAGGAUGGAAAGGUCGUCCCAGUUCAUCUGGAUGACAUUCGUCCCAUGAACCCUCCGAAGUUUGACAAGAUCGAGGACAUGGCCCUGCUGACACACCUCCAUGAACCGGCCGUACUCUUCAACCUCAAGGAGCGUUACGCCGCCUGGAUGAUCUAUACGUACUCUGGACUCUUCUGUGUGACUGUGAAUCCUUACAAGUGGCUUCCAGUCUACAACCCGGAGGUGGUGGCCGGGUACCGUGGGAAGAAGCGUCAGGAGGCCCCCCCACACAUCUUCUCCAUCUCUGACAACGCUUACCAGUUCAUGCUCACAGAUCGAGAGAACCAGUCUAUCCUGAUCACUGGAGAAUCUGGUGCUGGGAAGACAGUCAACACAAAGCGAGUCAUCCAGUACUUUGCAACAAUUGCAUCAUUUGGAGACUCGAGCAAGAAAGAGCAAACUGCCGGCAAAAUGCAGGGGACUCUGGAGGAUCAAAUCAUCCAGGCCAACCCGCUGCUGGAAGCUUUCGGGAACGCCAAGACUGUGAGGAACGACAACUCCUCUCGAUUUGGAAAAUUCAUCCGCAUCCACUUUGGAACAAAGGGGAAGUUGGCAUCAGCUGAUAUUGAAACGUACCUUUUGGAAAAAUCCAGAGUGACGUUUCAGCUGCCGGCAGAGAGGAGCUACCACAUCUUCUAUCAGAUCAUGUCGAACAAGAAGCCCGAUUUGAUCGAGAUGCUGUUGAUUACCACCAAUCCAUAUGACUACCCCUUCAUCAGCCAGGGUGAAAUCACCGUGCUGAGCAUCAACGACACCGAGGAGCUGAUGGCCACAGACAGCGCCAUAGACAUCCUGGGCUUCAACACGGAGGAGAAGGUGGGCAUCUACAAGCUCACCGGAGCUGUGAUGCACAACGGAAACAUGAAGUUCAAGCAGAAGCAGCGGGAGGAGCAGGCGGAGCCCGACGGCACUGAGGUGGCAGACAAAGUUGCGUAUCUCAUGGGUCUGAACUCUGCUGAUCUGCUGAAAGCUCUGUGCAACCCCCGAGUGAAGGUUGGCAAUGAGUAUGUCACCAAAGGUCAGACUCCACAGCAGGUCAAUAAUGCAGUGGGCGCCCUGUCGAAGGCCGUGUAUGAGAAGCUGUUCCUGUGGAUGGUCACCAGGAUCAACCAGCAGCUCGACACCAAACUUCCAAGACAGCAUUUCAUCGGCGUCUUGGACAUCGCCGGAUUUGAAAUCUUCGAGAUGAACAGCUUGGAGCAGCUGUGCAUCAACUUCACAAAUGAGAAGCUGCAACAGUUUUUCAACCACCACAUGUUUGUGUUGGAGCAAGAAGAAUACAAGAAGGAAGGAAUCGCGUGGGAGUUCAUUGACUUUGGCAUGGACCUGGCAGCCUGCAUUGAGCUCAUUGAAAAGCCGAUGGGCAUCUUUUCCAUUCUUGAAGAGGAGUGCAUGUUCCCGAAGGCGACAGACGGCUCCUUCAAGAACAAGCUGUACGACCAGCACCUGGGCAAGAGCAGCAUCUUUCAGAAGCCCCGACCCUGCAAAGGAAAGGCAGAAGCCCACUUCUCGCUCAUGCACUACGCCGGCACUGUCGACUACAACACCAGCGGCUGGCUGGAGAAAAACAAAGACCCGCUGAAUGACACCGUGGUGCAGCUUUACCAAAAAGCUUCUCUCAAGCUGCUGUCUCAGCUCUUUGCCACAUACGCCUCUGCUGACGCUGAUGGAAGUAAGAAAAGUUCCAAGAAAAAAGGAUCUUCUUUCCAGACGGUUUCUGCACUUUUCAGGGAAAACCUGAACAAACUGAUGGCCAACCUCAGGUCCACACAUCCACACUUUGUACGAUGUAUCAUCCCCAAUGAAACCAAGACCCCAGGAUCUAUGGACCACCAUCUGGUGCUGCACCAGCUGCGCUGUAAUGGCGUGCUGGAGGGGAUCAGGAUCUGCAGGAAGGGCUUCCCCAGCAGGAUCCUCUAUGGAGAUUUCAGGCAGAGAUACAGGAUUCUGAAUGCCAGUGCGAUCCCCGAAGGCCAGUUUAUUGACAGCAAGAAGGCUUCAGAGAAACUGCUGUCCUCCAUCGACGUGGACCAUGCCCAGUAUAGAUUUGGAUACACAAAGGUGUUUUUCAAAGCCGGCCUCCUGGGUCUCCUGGAGGAGAUGAGAGAUGAACGGCUGGCGGUGCUGAUGACUCGUAUCCAGGCUGUGGCCAGAGGCUACGUCACCAGGCUGAAGUUCAAGGAGAUGACAAAGAAAAGAGAGUCCAUUUUCAUCAUCCAGUACAACAUCCGCUCAUUCAUGAACGUGAAGAACUGGCCUUGGAUGAGACUCUUCUUCAAGAUAAAGCCUCUGUUACGAAGUGCGGAGGUCGAGAAAGAGAUGCAGACCAUCAAAGAGGAGUUCUCGCGACUCAAAGAGGAGUUUGCAAAGUCGGAGGCCAGGAGGAAGGAGCUGGAGGAGAAAAUGGUCAUGCUCGUCCAGGAGAAAAAUGACCUUUACCUCCAAAUCCAAGCAGAGAGAGAGAACCUGUGCGACGCCGAGGAGAGGUGUGAAGGUUUGAUAAAGAGCAAGAUCCACCUGGAGGCCAAGGUCAAAGAGUUCUCCGAGAGGUUGGAGGAGGAGGAGGAGAUCAACGCCGAAAUCACCGCCAAGAAGAGGAAGCUGGAGGACGAAUGUUCGGAGCUCAAAAGAGACAUUGACGACCUGGAACUCACCGUCGCCAAAGUGGAGAAGGAGAAAUAUGCCACAGAAAAUAAGGUGAAGAAUCUGGUGGAGGAGCUCACUACUCUCGAGGAAAACCUGAUGAAGUCUUCAAAGGAGAUCAGAGCCCUGCAGGAGGUGCACCAGCAGACAUUAGACGACCUCCAGGCUGAGGAGGAUAAAGUAAACUGUCUAAUUAAGACAAAAAUCAAGUUGGAGCAACAGGUUGAUGAUCUGGAAGGCUCCCUGGAGCAGGAGAAAAAGGUGCGUGCAGACUUGGAGAGAUCCAGGAGGAAACUGGAGGGGGAUCUGAAGCUGUGCCAGGAUACCAUCAUGGACCUGGAGAAUGAAAGACAGCAAAUGGAUGAGAGACUGAAGAAAAAGGACUUUGAAAUCAUCCACUUGCAGUGCAAAAUUGAGGAUGAGCAAGCCCUUGGCAUCCAACUCCAAAAGAAGAUUAAAGAGCUUCAGGCUCGCAUUGAGGAGCUAGAAGAGGAAAUCGAGGCCGAGCGCUCGGCUCGAGCCAAAGUGGAGAAGCAGAGGUGUGAUCUGUCCAGGGAGCUGGAGGAGAUCAGCGAGAGGCUGGAGGAGGCCGGAGGAGCCACCGCCGCUCAGGCUGAGCUCAACAAGAAGCGCGAGGCCGAGUUCCAGAGGCUGCGGCGUGAUCUGGAGGAGUCUACCCUGCAGCACGAGUCCAUCGCUGCAGCUUUACGCAAGAAACAGGCCGACAGCGUGGCCGAGCUCAGCGAGCAGAUAGACAACAUUCAAAGAGUCAAGCAGAAACUGGAGAAAGAGAAAAGCGAGCUGAAGAUGGAAAUCGAUGACAUGGCAGGCAGCAUGCAGAGCAUUCUGAAAAACAAGGCUAAUCUGGAGAAACAGUGCAGGAGCCUUGAAGACCAAAUGAAUGAAUACAAGACCAAAGCAGAGGAAGCCCAGAGGUCUCUGAGUGAUUAUACCACACUGAGUGCUCGUCUACAGACAGAAAAUGGUGAGCUCACACGUCAGCUGGAUGAGAAAGAAGCCACUCUGUCCCAGCUGAGCAGAGUGAAAUCUGUCGGGAGCCAUCAGAUUGAAGAGCUGAAGAGACUUUUGGAUGAAGAAAUUAAGGCAAAAAACGCCUUUGCUCACAGUUUACAGUCAGCUCGGCAUGACUGUGAGCUGUUGAGAGAGCAGUACGAGGAGGAACAGGAGGCCAAAGCUGAGCUGCAGCGCUGCCUGUCCAAGGCCAACAGUGAAGUGUCUCAGUGGAGAACCAAAUACGAGACUGAUGCCAUCCAACGCACCGAAGAGCUCGAGGAGGCAAAGAAGAAGCUGGCCCAGCGGCUGCAGGAGUCCGAGGAAAUGACAGAGGCAGCAAAUGUCAAAUGUGCAUCACUGGAGAAAACCAAGCAGAGGUUGCAGGCUGAGGUCGAGGAUCUCAUGGUGGAGCUGGAGAGGUCAAAUGCAGCCAGCGCCACCCUGGACAAGAAACAGAGAAACUUUGACAAGAUUCUGGCUGAAUGGAAACAGAAAUAUGAGGAGAGUCAGUCAGACCUGGAAGUUUCCCAGAGAGAGUCUAGAGUGCUAAGUACAGAACUCUUCAAGCUGAAAAACUCAUAUGAAGAGGCUCUGGAUCAUCUGGAUAGCAUGAAAAGGGAGAAUAAAAAUCUUCAGCAGGAGAUUUCAGAUAUCACAGAGCAAGUUGGACAGUCUGCCAAAACUAUCCAUGAGCUGGAGAAAGCUGCAAAGCAAGCGGAACAGGAGAAGAGAGACACCCAGGCAGCUCUUGAGGAAGCUGAGUCUUCCCUGGAACACGAGGAGGCCAAAAUCCUGCACCUCCAACUGGAGCUGAACCAGAUCAAGGCAGAAGUGGACAGAAAGGUGGCAGAGAAAGAUGAAGAAAUUGACCAGCUCAAGCGGAACCACCAGAGAACCGUGGACACUCUGCAGAACACGCUGGACGCCGAGACGCGCAGCAGAAACGACGCUGUCCGGGCGAAGAAAAAGAUGGAGGGAGAUCUGAAUGAGAUGGAGAUCCAGCUGGGCCACGCCAACCGCCAGGCGGCCGAGGCGACCAAGCAGCUGAGGAACCUGCAGACUCAGUUGAAGGACACCCAGGUCCAUCUGGAUGAAGCACUCCACAGUCAAGAGGACUUAAAGGAGCAACUAGCUAUUGCAGAGCGCCGCAACAAUCUGAUGACUGCCGAGAACGAGGAGAUGGUGGCAGCGCUCGAACAAUCUGAGAGAAGUCGCAAGCUGGCCGAGCAGGAACUGAUUGACGUCAGUGAGAGGGUUCAGCUGCUGCACUCUCAGAACACCAGUCUGCUAAACACUAAAAAGAAGAUGGAGGCUGAUUUAUCUCAGCUGCAGUCAGAGAUGGAGGACACCGUCCAGGAGGCGAGGAAUGCGGAUGAGAAGGCCAAGAAAGCCAUCAUGGAUGCUGCCAUGAUGGCCGAGGAGCUGAAGAAAGAGCAGGACACCAGCGCUCACUUGGAGAGGAUGAAGAAGAACCUGGAGGUGACGGUGAAAGACCUGCAGCAGCGCCUGGACGAAGCCGAGCAGAUGGCUCUGAAAGGAGGGAAGAAAGAGCUCCAGAAACUGGAAGCCAGGGUCCGUGAGCUGGAAAAUGAAUUGGAGGCAGAACAGAAACACAGCAGCGAGGCUAUGAAAGGUGUGCGGAAAUAUGAGAGGAAAAUAAAAGAGCUCACUUAUCAGGGCGAGGAGGAGAAGAAGAAUGUGGCAAGACUCCAGGAUCUGGUCAACAAGCUGCAACUGAAAGUGAAAACAUAUAAGCGGCAGUGUGAAGAGGCGGAGGAACAGACCAACAUGCAUUUGGCUAAAUUUCGUAAAGUGCAACAUGAACUUGAGGAAGCGGAAGAACGAGCCGACAUCGCAGAAUCCCAGCUGAAUAAAUUACGAGCAAAGAGCCGUGAAGUUGUUGGUAAAGGGGAAUAGAAAUCACCACUGAUACGAGACACCUGUGGUCACUGUGACAAACAUGUGUCUCCACAAUGUAGCUUGUUUUUAUAAUAUAAGGAAAAUGCACUUGUCUUCAGCUUUGUUACCAUGCAUGUUUCAACUUUUAAAAUGUUUUAUUAAGUAGAAGUUUUUUUUAUCCUGAUAAAACAACACUUGAGAUAAUAAUCACAAAUUAAUACACCUUUCAAGUUAUCAAGUUAUUACAGUUCUACACCUUUUAUAUUUGUUGAAAUAGAACAUACUGACUUUAUAAAGAUGGAUGACACGAGAUCUCCAUAAAAGUGAGGCCCCCUGGUGGCUGGCUGCAGUACAGGUCAUACAGGUCAUAAACCCCUCCCCCUCCAUGUGAGCAGAUGGGACGUGGGUCAAACUAAAAACUCAUCAAAUACAUUUUUCCCAAAGAUGGUUUCUGUCAUUUUAGGUAGUUCUUGUCAUGCUGAUGUAUGUUAUGAAAAGGGGCUGAAACGUCAGCUAAGCGCUGUCGGGUGUAUGGGCAGGAACUCUAUCGUGGCUCCAUGUCCCGAUCACUAAUGUACAGGCUCUGGCCCUGGUAUCGAGGGUGGAAGUGGAGCCGCGUCAUCCAUCUGUAUAUAUGUCACUGGUAGAGCACUGACAUGUGAACAGACAACAUGUGACAAUAAUCAAAAUAUUAAGUCUACAGCCAUGUUAGCGGCUCUGUGAGGCGGUACUGAGGCACAGUGGUGCUUUGAGCUUAAGCUAACAUGCUAAUGCUUACAAGGUAUAAAGUUUAGCAUUUUUACCAUCUCAGUGUCAUGUGUUAGCAUGCUAACAUUUGUACCCCGAUUAUCAUUGUCUUUCAAAGAGUCAUGCUAACAUGGCUAAAAAUUAUUAAACUGUGUCACCCUCCGUGUCUAUGUAAUGAUAAACUAAGUCUGAGUAUUUUCAAAAUGUUCAAAAGAGAGUUUCUUGGUGAGAUACGACAUCUGGUCACCAUUCUGUGUUGUUAAGCCGGGAUCAUUCAACUCUGUUCGAAGUAAACAGUGACAGCUCAACAUGUUCCAGGAAUAGUGACGGCACAGCAGUUAUUUAUGCCCUGCCCCGAACUAAAACCUCAUUCUUAUCAAGACACAGA